Molecule: messenger RNA, 3633 nt
Organism: Diabrotica virgifera virgifera (western corn rootworm)
Lineage: Eukaryota; Metazoa; Arthropoda; Insecta; Coleoptera; Chrysomelidae
Exons: 1
Coding region: 1-3633 (1210 amino acids)
Molecular function (GO): nucleic acid binding; nucleotide binding
Source: RefSeq, a predicted model, not a curated record
AUGCGGCAGGUGAAAACAUUAAGAAACCAACUAAAAGCCGAACAGAAGAAGGGGGCGGGACUAAAAACUCGACCGGAGACUGCAAAGCGUAGGGUAAAAUGGGAUGACUCUUUAUCUACAUUUAAUUCAAGAAUUCAGACUGGAGUCAUUUCGAACCUUAAACACAAGGACCCGGGCAGUUUCCUGGUUGAUUGUAAAGCUCUGUUCAAGCGACGAAUCCAAAAUGCCUUAAAAAAUAACGCUGCAGUGAAAGUUAACAUAGCAUUUGGAGGAGAGUUCGAGAUUGCUCAAGGCGAUAAGAUGAUAAAUGAAACCAAGUACUUCACUACUUCAAACUCAGCCAUUUAUAGAGACACCAAUCUUGAUGAAUGGUUCGAGAAAAAAGUAGUGGAACCCAUUAACAGAGACUUGGAAGAAUUCCAAGAGAGAAAUAGUGGCUGGGCACUAAAAUCGGUUGUUAACCUGGGGGUUAAUAUAAACCAAUUUACACCACAGCUUGGCUCCUCAUACAUUGAACUUUUCCAUCAAAUAAAAAGAAAGAAAGCCUGUAUUAAUGUUAAGAAUGAUGAUGAGGCAUGCUUUGCAUGGGCUGUCAUAUCGGCAUUAUAUCCAUGUCAAACUAAUUCUGCUUUAAUGUCAUCUUACCCACACUACUCAAAUAUAUUAAAACUUAAAGGUAUUCAGUGGCCAAUGACCUUCAAACAGAUUCCGAAUUUUGAAAAGCAGAAUAAUAUAUCGAUCAAUGUAUACAUUUUGAAAAAGGAGAAAAAGAACUAUACGACUCUCUCAACCUUCCUAACAAAAAACAAGAAGGAUAAACAUGUGAAUCUGCUUUUGUUACAAGAUAAAUAUAACGAGCAAGGUCCCAUUAGAUAUCAUUACGUUUGGAUAAAAAAUCUAUCUCGCCUCCUUUCCAAGCAGCUUAGCAAAGAUGGAACAAAAUAUUUCUGUGAUGGCUGCCUCCAUUACUUCCGAUCACAAGAAAAGUUAAAUAUUCAUAAGGCUUGCUGUAAAGGGCGAUUGGAUAUUAUCUGUGAUCGAUGUUUACAACCAUUUUCAUCAUCUACACAGCUAGAAGCUCACAUCAACGAUUGUGAAAGAAUAAAUGAAACAGCCAUUAAAAUGCCUGAAGAAAGCCAUAAAAUGUUAAAAUUUGAGAAUUUCAGGAAUAAACUAAAAGCCCCCUUCGCCGUAUACGCAGAUCUCGAAAGCGUUCUGGAACAUAGUGCGGAAAAGAGUACCUAUCAAAAACAUAUACCUGCUGCGAUUGGGUAUUACUUUAAAUGUUCCUAUGAUGAUUCUCUGUCAUUUUACAAAUCAUAUCGUGGAAAAGAUUGCAUGAAAUGGUUCGCAGAUGAACUAAAUCAGCUUGCUGAGGAUGUUUCUACGGUGUUUAUGUGUCCAUUUGAUAUUAAUAUGACAUUUCAGCAAGAGAGUGAUUUUCAAGCAGCCACUCAUUGUCAUAUUUGCGAGCAGCGCUUCUCCCCCAGUGAUAAGAAUAUGCGAGAUCAUAAUCACCUGAUCCCAGAAAAUAAUUAUAGAUUUGCAGCUCAUGAAGGGUGUAACAUUAAUUACAAAGAUGCUCACACUAUCCCUGUGAUAUUUCAUAACCUCAGCGGAUAUGAUGCCCACUUCAUUGCUACUGACAUUGCUACUCACAUCAAAGGUCCCGUAGAUCGUCUUCCUAUUACUAAGGAAAAAUAUAUAUCUUUCACUAAACACAUUAAUGAUGCUCGAAUUAAAUUUCGUUUCAUCGAUAGUUUUCGAUUUAUAGCGUCUUCUCUCGAUAAGCUCUCUUCUUAUUUGACCGAAUAUCCUAAUCUCCGCUCUCAAUAUGCUUUCCUUCCCGAGGAGCAGUUCAUUCUUCUUACUGUGAAAGGUAUCAUGCCUUAUAAUUAUAUUGAUUCUUUUGAUCGGUUUAUUGAAACAUGUCUGCCGCCUAUCGAGUCUUUUUAUAAUAAACUUGAGGAUAAACCUUGUCCUCGUCGCCAUUAUCAUCGCGCCCUCCAAGUCUGGUCCUCAUUCUCUUGUUCUUCUCUCGGAGAUUACGUCGAUCUCUACAUGAAAACAGAUAUUCUUCUUCUUGCCGACGUUUUUGAACGGUUCCGCUCCAGUUGUCUCGAAAGAUAUAAUCUUGACCCCGCUCAUUACUUUACUCUACCUGGAUUUACGUGGGAUGCAAUGCUUAAAUAUACAAAACAGGAACUUGAACUUUUAACUGAUCCAGAUAUGCAUUUGUUUGUGGAGCGUGGCAUUCGUGGUGGUUUGAGUCAAGUUUGCUCGAAACGUCGUGUUCAUGCUAAUAACAAGUACAUGAUAUCUUACGGCCCAUCUAAGCCCGACUCCUAUCUGAUGUAUUUCGGAUAUACUAACAUCGACGUUCUUAGUAUUCCGGACGAUUCUUCUGAAGGGUGUAUUCUCGAGGUCGAUCUGGAGUAUCCUCAACAUCUCCAUGAUCGUCAUAAAGACAUCCCAUUCUGUCCCCAAUCAUUGAACCCGAAAACUAUGAAACCUCCUAAACGUCCGCGAGAGCUGACCAAAUUAAUGGCUACCUUUCAUGAUAAAGAAAGAUAUGUAAUUCAUUACAGAGCCUUGAAGCAAGCGCUAGCUCAUGGAUUAAUACUAAAAAAGAUUCAUCAAGUCCCGAAAUUUAAGCAGUCUCCUUGGUUAAAGUCAUACAUCGACUUAAAUACAAAUCUCCGGAAGGCAGCAAAAAAUGAGUUUGAAAAGAAUCUGUUUAAGCUUAUGAACAAUGCAUUGUUCGGUAAAACCUUGGAGUGUGUGCGCAGGCGCGUUGAUAUUAAAUUGCUGACAGACUGGGAGGGUCGUUAUGGAGCUGAAGCUAGAAUAAGUAGCCCCCUGUUUAAAAACGCCACUAUCUUUAAUGAAAAUUUGAUUGCUGUUGAGAUGCAUAGAGCGGAAAUAUGGUUAGUUAAACCUAUUUAUGUUGGAAUGAGUAUUUUAGACUUGGCGAAAACGACCAUAUAUGAUUUCCAAUAUGGCUACUUAGCUAGCAGGUUCGGAGAAAACUUUUCGACCUGUUAUACCGAUACCGAUAGUGUGAUCGUGGAGAUACGGGAAAAAGACCCGUAUGAAGCAAUGAUACAAGAUUGCUAUAAAUAUUUUGAUACCUCAGACUAUCUUAAAGAUAACAUUUACAACAUCCCUCUGGUUAAUAAGAAGGUAUUGGGUAUAAUGAAAGAUGAGAAUAAUGGCUGCAUUAUGACCGACUACAUAGGGCUCCGAUCGAAAUUAUACACGACAAAAGCAGCUACCCCAGAUGACGACAUUAUAAAGUUGAGGGGGAAGUUGAAAGAACAAGAGUAUGAGGAUGAUGAAAUUGAUAAUAUUAUACGAAAUUGUGGUGUGACAAAGAAGGCGAAGGGGGUAAAGAAAUCUGUAGUAAAUACUAAAAUUACUUUUGAGGACUACGUAGAAUGUUUAGAUUCCUUUACUCCGAAGAUCGCCUCGCAAAAUCUUAUACGCUCUGAUAAACACCAAGUUUAUUCUAUAACUCAAAGCAAGAUUGCGCUCAGCUCCAAUGAUGAUAAAAGACAUGACAUUCAGGGUUCUUGUGAUACGCUUCCCUUUGGGCACUAUUUAAUUGAUACUCUUGAGAUGGAUGUUGACUAG